AUGGGCAAACAACCUCUGAAUAACAACGAAAUCACUCAAUCGAAAAUGACUAAGAUAUUCUUGAAUGAUAUCGUUUCUACUGUAAACAAGGCCAGUGAAUGCUCCAAUAUCCAUAGACCAUACAUUAUUGGUCAUCGAGGAAGCAAUAAAUAUCCCGAAAACACUGUACUUGGAAUAGAACAAGUGAUAGCUGAUGGAGCAGAUGGGAUAGAAUUUGAUCUCCAAAUGACCGCUGACGAUCAAAUAAUUAUUUGUCACGAUCCAACUUUGGAUCGAACUACGACUGGUUCUGGACGUAUCUCUUUGGUACCAUAUUACGGCGUAAUCGAACACCUUAGAACAAAAGGCAACCCACAAUGUCCGAUUCCUCGUGUAGACGACAUUAUAGAGGUCAUUAUGAGACCCGAAAACUCGCAUGUUUUCGCAGUACUAGAUAUCAAAUUCAAUAACGGUCCAACUAUACUUGAAGUUCUCUCGAGCAUAUUAAAAAAGUACAGCAAUGACGAUCUUUCGAUAUUUAAAACCCGUCUUUUUCUUGGCAUAUGGCAUCCAUCGUUUCUACCUUAUUGCCACUCUUAUCUGCCACAGAUACCAAUAAUGCAUAUCGGAAUGUCUCUUCAAGUAGCAGAGACGUACUUCCCAGACGUGGCAGGAUACAAUCUUUUGUUUGUGUCAUUAUCGGGAUUUCAUGCCCAGAAAUUCAUAGAUAACGCUCGCGCGAACGGAAAGUUAGUCUUUGUGUGGGUAGUUAAUCAUCGUGGUUCGUAUAAUUAUUGCAGGAGGCGGGGAGUGGACGGGGUGAUGACGGACUGGACCGAGUAUCUUUUGAAAUUGGAUGCAGAGUGGGAUGAAAACGAGAGCGUGUUUGGUCGUAUCGGGAGAAUUGUGAGGAUGUGUUUGUAUACGGUUUGGAAAGUGAUUGCUGAACGGCGAAUCAUAAAAAGGAUGAACAGCAUUGCACCGAAAGAGGCUGGUGUGCAAUCUUUACAUGUAAAUUAA
Molecule: messenger RNA, 999 nt
Organism: Paraglomus occultum
Lineage: Eukaryota; Fungi; Glomeromycota; Glomeromycetes; Paraglomerales; Paraglomeraceae
Source: the annotation of a GenBank genome assembly